AUGACUAUAUCGGACGACGAGGAGAAGAAAGACUCGACCGAGUUGACAUACCUCGAAGCGAGACCAUUUCUCGUGGACGUCCAAGAUGAAGAAAAAGGAGAAUAUGACCCGACGACAAGCAACACUUUGGCUUCAAUGCACAAGACCGCCAACCAAGGCCUCUCCAAACGUUUCUGGAUCGCGGCUGGUGUCAACUCCCUCUCAACCGUCGGCAUCGUAUUCACGAACAAACUCCUCUUCACCAACCCCUCCCUCCGGCACAUCCAAGUCCUCUUCGCCGCCUUCCACUUCACCCUGACCUACCUCUUCCUCCACCUCGCCUCGACGCCGCACCUCCCCUUCCGCCUCUUCACGCCCAAGCCCUUCCCCUUCCUCACAAUCCUCCCCCUCGCCCUUGCCAUGAUCGGCAACGUCGUCCUCAUGAACGCCAGCCUCGCCUACUCCAGCAUCCAAUUCUACCAGAUUGUCCGCGUCCUCCUCACGCCCUGCGUCGCGCUCCUGAACCUGCUGCUCUACGGUCUCACGAUCCCGAUGCGCGCGGCGGGGAUGCUGGUGCCCGUGUGCGUGGGCGUGGCGGUGGUGAGCUAUUUCGACGCUUUAUCCACAACAGCGCAGGUCAAGGAGACGAGUCCGCUGGGGGUCUUCUUUGCUUUCAGCGCGCUUGGGGCGAGUGCGAUUCAUACGGUGUGGAUUGGGAAGUAUCAUCGCUCGCUGCAGUGUUCGAGCAUGCAGCUGCUGAUGAAUCAGGCGCCGGUUAGUGUUGCUCUUAUGGUGUAUAUUAUUCCGCUUGCGGAUGAUGUUUCGGGGUUUGUGCAUGGGGUGGGGUGGAGAGAGGGAGGGCUGAUAUUUGUCAGCGGUGGUCUGGCCUGUCUGAUCAACCUCUCACAGUUCUUGAUCAUCAACGAGGCAGGGCCCGUGAGCAGUACGGUCGUGGGACAUUUCAAGACUUGUUCGAUUAUUGCGAUGGGGUGGAUUGUUAGUGGGAAGCAGCUCAGGGAUGGGAGUUUGGUUGGGGUGGUAUUGGCUGUUGGGGGAAUUAUCUCGUAUUCGUACGUUACGCAGAGGGAGGCAAGGAAGUGA
Molecule: messenger RNA, 1080 nt
Organism: Zasmidium cellare ATCC 36951
Lineage: Eukaryota; Fungi; Ascomycota; Dothideomycetes; Mycosphaerellales; Mycosphaerellaceae
Exons: 4
Coding region: 1-1080 (359 amino acids)
Cellular component (GO): Golgi apparatus
Molecular function (GO): antiporter activity
Source: RefSeq, a predicted model, not a curated record